Mycena citricolor is the source of this 710-nucleotide messenger RNA. Lineage: Eukaryota; Fungi; Basidiomycota; Agaricomycetes; Agaricales; Mycenaceae. The record is from the annotation of a GenBank genome assembly.
CUGAUCGGCUCAGAUUUGGCAAGCCGCUCUUGAUCGAUAACUUUCGCGCGUAUAAAGUCUGGAUGUGACAUCGUUAACGCGACUUUCGUCACCCUCACCACUCUUACAUCGACCAUGUCUAACAAGGAGCAGACCUAUAUCAUGAUCAAGCCUGACGGCGUCCAACGUGGACUCGUCGGAAAGAUCAUCACCCGUUUUGAGGAACGUGGCUACAAGCUCGUCGCUUUGAAGCUUGUUCACGCCACCACUGAGCACCUCGAGAAGCAUUACGCCGAUCUCAAGGGCAAGCCCUUCUUCCCUGGCUUGGUCAAGUACAUGGCCGCUGGUCCUGUCGUCGCCAUGGUCUGGGAGGGUCUUGACGCUGUCAAGACCGGCCGUGUCAUGCUCGGUGCUACUAAUCCCCUGGCAUCCCCCGUUGGUUCGAUCCGCGGUGACUUUGCUCUCGCCGUCGGCCGCAACAUCUGCCACGGUUCCGACUCAGUCGAGAGCGCCCAAAAGGAGAUCGCGCUCUGGUUCCCUGAGGGUAUCAUCCAGUACUCCAACGGCUUGGAGUCAUGGAUCUUCGAGUAGAUGGUAUAUACCAUACUUGCACGUGUACUUCAGAAUCAUUCAAACAAACCGCAUUCAUCGACUCCCUGGAAAUACGUUCAUCGAUCUGCCGUCAAUACUCCACGAACACGCUCAGCUAACAUUACAUACCAGACUGUACA